Molecule: messenger RNA, 1039 nt
Organism: Phascolarctos cinereus (koala)
Lineage: Eukaryota; Metazoa; Chordata; Mammalia; Diprotodontia; Phascolarctidae
Gene: OTOS
Product: otospiralin
Biological process (GO): sensory perception of sound
Source: RefSeq, a predicted model, not a curated record
UCCUGCCUCCAGCCCCAGGAGACCCCGUCCAGGUGCUGAGACCCAGAAAGGAGGCUCGCUCCACCAAAGCUCCGCUGUAGCCAAUUGGUUCCCCAUCAGGGACCCGCACGGUUUUCUCGGAGGGAAUGACAUUCAGGAGGCUGCAUCCCGAGCUUUAUUUCAGCAUCACUAACCUUCCACAAGAACUCAAAGAGGAGCUAUGUCUCCCAUAACACCAUCAGAACAACGCAGGCAGCUCUCAGAAGAGGAAAGGGCUGCCUCCUCAAGCCACUUGUUAGCGGUCUUACGAUGAACUACAUUCCAAUUCUUUGAAGAAGGAAAACUUCCAAUUGGUGCUUCCAGAAGUGACGUCUCCUUUCCUUAGCCCUUUGCCUUUGGAAAGAGAGCCACCUCUUUAUACCACUGACAGAAGCCCAUUCAAGCCAGACUGCUGAAUCAGCCGAGAGGUAACUUUUGAGAUAAAAACUGGGACGGACCUCAGGGGAAAAACAAAGCUGCCAUUUGAGAUUUCCAGGGAAGAUGAAAUUCAGCAUUGUCAGCCAGCUCUUCCUCUGCCUGCUGAUGGGGGCUUUCAUAGGUGCCAAGCCAGUCCAGGAGGAUGGAGAUCCCUUCGCAGAGCUGCCGGCCUUGCCCUACUGGCCUUUCUCCACCACAGACUUCUGGUCCUAUUUCGAAUACUUCCAGACGCUGGGAGCCUACCAUCAGAUCAAUGAUCUGGCCCGGACCUUCUUUGCUCAUUUUCCCCUGGGCACCACCCUGGGUUACGAUGUCCCUUACCAGGAAGACUGAAUCUUUUUCCAGGCUCCCUAGAACAGAGACCAAGGAAUUUCAAGCCAACGGGUCAAUUUCCUUUCCUCCUAAAAUGCACGACCAGAACAUAAACACUUAGUAAACACUCGAUUAAAUAGAAACAAUGCUUCUAGAGGGGGACCCCCGUCAUUAGUACAGUGCUAUUUUCCUCUCUAUAAAGCUCCAAAUAACAUUAGUGUUGAUUUCUUGGAGCAAUCUUUGUGCUAAAAUAUUAAUAAAGACAUUUUGA